AAAAAUGUCCGAAAUCCUUUGAACUUGCCACUAAGGAAAGAAUCUACAACUUGGUCAUCACACGGGCACGGCCAGCGCCCAACGCCACCCGCCGGCCCCGACCAACCCACGCAUCCGCCACCGCCGCCACCACCAUUCCGAUUCCAAGCCUCGCGCACUCCGGAACGCAGCACGCGCUGCUCUGCCCCAGCAGAUCGCACCACCUCACCGACCCCGCCUGCUCCCCUCUUCCACCCCCGAGCCACUAGCCGUGUCCCGUGGACAUGUCCCGCCGCGUGACGGCCGCCCGCGACCGGUGCUUGGAGCUGGAGCGCGUCAUCGCCGGCCGCGCCCGCUCGGGAAGCCUCGGCCUCGACGACGCCCUCAAGCUUUUCGACGAAUUGCUCCCGAUCGCCAGGCCCGCCUCGGUUCACGCCUUCAACCAGCUCCUCACCGUCGUCUCUCGCGCCAAGGGCAGGGGCUCCUUAACCUCUGCGCUCGUCGUCUCCCUCUUCAACCGGAUGGCCCGUGCCUCCCCCACCAAGGUAGCUCCCGACCUGCGCACCUACAGCAUCCUCAUCGGUCGCUUCUGUAGCAUGGGCCACCUAGAUUUCGUUUUCGCCGCCUUUGGCCUCAUCCUUAAGAAGGGCUUUAGUGUGAAUGCCAUAGUCAUAAAUCAGCUUCUCAAUGGUCUCUGUGACGCAAAGAGGGUGGGUGAGGCCAUGAACGUAUUGCUCCGACGAAUGCCCGAGUUUGGUUGCACGCCCAAUUUAGUCUCAUACAACACGAUUCUCAAGGGUUUCUGCAAUGAAAAUAGAGCUCAGGAGGCACUUGAGCUGCUCCACAUGAUGGCUGAUGAUGGAGGUGGUAGCUGCCCACCAGACGUGGUGGCGUACAACACUGUCAUCAAUGGCUUCUUUAGAGAGGGUCAGGUGGACACAGCUUACAGCCUAUUUCAUGAAAUGCUAGAUCGGGGGAUUCUGCCAGAUGCUGUGACCUACAACACAGUCAUUGAUGGCCUAUGCAAAGCUGGAGCAGUUGGCAGGGCUGAGGGUGUCCUUCAGGAGAUGAUCCAUAAAGGUGUUAAGCCAGAUAAUAGGACAUAUAAUUGUCUGAUCAAUGGAUAUUGCACUACAGGACAGUGGAAAGAGGUGCUUCGAAUCCUCAAUGAAAUGUCCACACAGGGUCUGCGAGCAGAUGUUGUUACUUAUAAUUUGCUGCUGGAUUAUCUUUGCAAGAAUAGAAACAUCACAGAAGCUAGAAAGAUUUUUGAUUCUAUGAUUGGAAAGGGAAUAAAACCUAAUGUGACUACCUAUAGCACUCUGCUUAAUGGGUAUGCUUCGAAAGGAGAUCUUGCUGAUAUGCAUGAUUUCUUAGAUCUGAUGGUAGCAGAUGGUAUUUCACCUGACCAUCCCGUCUUCAACAUAGUGUUCCGUGCAUAUUCUAAAGGUGGUAUGAUAGAUGAGGCAAUGCAUAUAUUUGACCAGAUGAGGCAGCAUGGGUUGAGUCCUGAUGUAGUCAGCUAUGGAGCACUAAUAGAUGCACUUUGCAAAUUGGGAAGGGUGGACGAGGCCAUGCUUAAAUUCAAUCAGAUGAUCAAUGAAGGGGUGACUCCUAAUAUCGUUGUUUUUACCUCCCUAGUUUAUGGACUGUGCACCGUUGAUAAAUGGCGAAAGGCUGAGGAGUUACUUGAUGUUAUGGUCUCGGCUGGUUUGGAACCUGAUGUUGUUGCCUAUAAUACUUUGCUUCACGGCUACUGUAGAGCUGGCAGGAUAUACGAUGCAUUUAGACUUUUCCGACAAAUGUUGAGCAAUGCAGUUAUGCCUGGAGUUGCCACUUACAACACCAUACUGCAUGGUUUAUUUCAGUAUGGGAGAUUUUCUGAAGCAAAGGAACUCUACGUCAAUAUGAUCAAAAGUGGAAUGCAGUUGGACAUUUACACGUACAACAUAAUUCUGAAUGGUCUUUGCAAAAACAAUUUUGUUGAUGAUGCAUUCAAAAUGUUUCAGAGUCUAUGUUCUAUGGAUUCUCAACUUGACAUUAUUACUUUCACCAUUAUAAUUGAUGCUUUGCUCAAAAGUGGCAGAAAGGAAGAUGCCAUGGGUAUGUUCACUGCUAUCUCAGCCCAUGGUUUAGUUCCAGAUGUUGUGACCUAUCGCUUAGUGACAGAAAAUCUCAUUAAACAAGGGUUGCUAGAGGAGUUUGACAAUCUGUUUUUGGCCAUGGAAAAGAGUGGAUGCACUCCAAACUCAGGGGUCAAUUUACAAGUUAAUGGGUGCCACAAAGUUUGGAUACUUUUCGUUGCAUAAUUUGUUAAGAAAUCCUGCACUCUUGACUCCCGAAGGUAAAAUGAAUCAUAAGUGUCUACUUUUUGCAAUUCCAUGGAUUAGGUAUAUCCAAUACUAUCAUUCUAUGGAGGUUAGGAACAGUUGGAUUUGUUUGUUUUGUGUGAAGUGUUGGAUUUGCCAACUUUGACAUGAUUAUCUUCUAUGUUGCUUAUUCUUUAGAUGUUUUUGAAGAUAUUAAUUUUACAUUCCCUGUUAGAUGUUUUGUGUGAAGUGGUCUUGUUUGAUUGUUGAAAUUCUUUAGAUAAAUGUUAUCCUGUUUCUUAGUAUGAAAUUCUGCACCCGGCAAAAUUCUUGUUUCCAUUCCUAGUUAUUUUACAGCAGUAAAUAGUUUACUAAUUCAUGGGUACCGCAGAGGUUUUUUUCAUUUUUAUUGCAUAAUUUAUUAAGAGAUCCGACACUCCCUGGGUAACAUCUGGACUUCUUGAUCCUUGAGAUGGUUACUAUAUUUUAAGCUUUGUAUUUUUUGGUCUCCAUCAGUAGCAUUUAUUAUGUGGACGAAGGUCUUUACCUUUGACUCAUUUAUCAGGUUGAGUUUCACUUUCACACCUACCAGUUUACCCAAAAUCCUAAGCUGCUGAGAGAAGAUAGACAAUACACAUGAACUUUUAGCAACAGAACCUUAAAUGUUUAAACUCAUAUUUCUGUAAUCCUAUUAGGAUGCAUAAUUAUCCAUGUUUUACUUCUAGUUUAUUUUUCCUUUGAUCUUUGCCUCUCUGUGUUUUUGUUUAAAAGAUCUGCUCUGCACAAGUGCAACAUGGCUGGAAAGCCUGCUGUUGUCACUCACGGAAUCAUGGCGUGGACAGUAUGACUGACGAUGCCAGACCUGCUCAGGAGGAGGCAACUGAUGUGGCAAAUGCAGUACUUGAC
Messenger RNA from Setaria italica (foxtail millet), 3194 nucleotides. RefSeq names its product protein Rf1, mitochondrial. The record is from RefSeq and is a predicted model, not a curated record. NCBI's taxonomy places the organism in Eukaryota, Viridiplantae, Streptophyta, Magnoliopsida, Poales, Poaceae. Bases 264 to 2288 code for a protein of 674 amino acids. Gene Ontology annotation, molecular function: protein binding. The transcript has 2 exons.